AUGCAAAGCUGAUGUCAGCUAUCUAGCUUCUCCCAACUUUUUGGUAACAGCUUCCAAUUUCCUAUCCUGUUUCGAGGUCCCUAUAUCAACAUUUGGGUUUUAUUGUAUACUAUUUAAAACUCCGAAACAAAUGAAGCCAGUGAAAAUGUUACUGUUAAACUUGCAUUUUUGGAGUACUGUAUCUCACAUUUACCUCAGCUUCUUCAGUAUUCCCUACAUGUAUUACCCGGAAGUCGCGGGGUGUAGCUUGAGUUUAAUGAGAACUACAGGAUCGUUGUUAUAUUUUGGAGUAACUUUCAUAAAUCCAUGAGUCGCAAUUAUUAUAUACAUAACAUUAUUUACCAUGGCAUAGAACACCGGUGACCACGUGAAAUACAUCAGUGGAACAUUGAUGAUAAAAAAUGGGAUUGCUAAUUGCAAGAUUAUGGCGUUCAUAAGCUUUUUCUCUAACUCUAAAGUUUGUUUAGAGCGGAAUAGGCCGUAUUUCUGAUGCUAAUUGUGCAGAAGCCGUACCGGGAAUUUAUUCUCGGUUGGUUUGAGAGAUGUUUGAAACGGAACUUGUCUCGUCGCCAUCUUUUCGGUAGAGCUUCAAACUCGAUGAAUGGAGUAGUGGCGCCAAAUCGCAUGUUUUGA
This is a messenger RNA of Caenorhabditis elegans, 633 nucleotides long. The record is from the annotation of a RefSeq genome assembly. Lineage: Eukaryota; Metazoa; Nematoda; Chromadorea; Rhabditida; Rhabditidae.